Molecule: messenger RNA, 6270 nt
Organism: Electrophorus electricus (electric eel)
Lineage: Eukaryota; Metazoa; Chordata; Actinopteri; Gymnotiformes; Gymnotidae
Gene: cluhb
Product: CLUH binding protein of NUMT mRNA b
Biological process (GO): organelle organization; intracellular distribution of mitochondria
Cellular component (GO): cytoplasm
Molecular function (GO): protein binding; mRNA binding
Source: RefSeq, a predicted model, not a curated record
CAAAGGGGACAAAGAAGAGGUGUGUCUAACUCGAACCUCCCCCUUCUGCUUGAUAAGCACAUCGCAUUAGCAGAACACUUACCCUGGCUAUUUCUGCAGGCGAUCACGCCGAACAAGCAACUGCACGUGGUGGAUGUAAUGAACUGGAUCCAGGAGGUUAUAUCACAUGGUCCAGUGCUUCUUUGAAUGGUCACUGCCUGUGUCUGGAGAUGAGGGAUGAGAGGAUUUUCACUGCUGGGAAAGAGAAAUGGACUAGGGAAAGCACUGGGGCCCAGACUCCUCCUCCCUGGGAAAAUGUGUGUGAGUGCCUGUGUGUAAAGGAGAGUGGAGAGCAUGAGAGAAGUGCACAAUGAAGGGCAGAAGAGGAUACAAUACGAGGUUGCAUAACCUGAAAAUAGUGCUCUGCUUUCUCAUGCUACUGCAGAUAUCUGUGGACUCUUAAGAAGCCAUGCUGAGGAACACACAAUGAAUUUGUGCUCUACAUGUAACAACAUUCCAGUCAUGUUUAUGUUAUUGCAUACAGCCAUGUGCUCUCAAACCUCAGAAUUGAUACAUCAGCUGCUAGCUUGAUCUGCUCUGCAAUAGCUCCUCAGACACCAAGGAGAGCACAACUGUGAAGGACACACGCCAAAGGAUUACAGUGAUUGAUUGAGUAGUAAUUCACUCACAACAUGGGAAGUGUACUUCAGUGCUGUUACAGAGUGUCACAUUUUAUCUGGCACAAAGAUGUUCCUGACCAGACUGAGGAAGGAUCACCUCUUUUGUCAUGGGAGAACAGUAACACCGAAAGCCUCUCUCCAUCAAGAACUUCCACUGACAUGCUGGAUUCUCCUGCCCUGGACCAGGGCCACCUUCUUUACCCUGACAUAGUCCUGAGCAGUAAUCUUCGAGCUGCCCAGUACAGAGAAGGUGUAACCCAGCAACAGGAGCUCAUGUUAGAGGCGAGAGGACAAAAUCAAUGGAGAAGAGAGGGGAAGGGUGAAAACCAUGAAGAGCUUGCAGGAGAAGAGGACAUAGAGGGAAUGCCAAGCACAAAUAUCAUUCAACAGGAGUUCCAGUAUUUAGAUAGAAAUCAGUUAUGCACCACUGAGAAUGAAUGGCCCUUACUGUCUUCCUUCCACUCAUGGCCUACAGAGCAAUCAAAUAUUGAUAGUUCUACCUCUCAGACCCUGAUAUACACCCAAGGCCUGGGAACUGGCAUUUGGAAGUCUUCCCUCUGUCAGGGUGCGCAGUUACUAGCACAGGGUUAUGGGAGGAAUGGACUUAUUAUUUCAGAGCCACAACCCACUGGUACCUCCAGCACGUCUUCACAGGGCAAAGUUGUGAAGGAUGCUACAAAGACUACUUUUGAUGCCACUCAGGCAGGAGAGAUUGGGAUUCAUAAUGAGCAGAGAGAACGAGGUGCCACCCAGUCAGCCAAGGGCAUAGAACAGAUAGAGCUAAACCUGGCACACAGGGACCCAAGUCUAGCACAAAAGGUACAAGGAAUGGAACAAAGAGCAAAAUGCAUGCUGCAAGAAGUGCACAGUGUUGUUAGGCAUGAAAAAAGGGUUGCAUGUUCAGGCAAAAAUGCAGCUCAGAUAGAUGAAAAUACAGUAGUGAAAAUGGACCUUGAGGACAGCAAACAGAUGGAACAUUGCUCAAUUCAGAUAGAAUAUAGAGAAGCACAACAUAAAGUGAACAUAUCACAGCUAGAUGAAGAUGAAAUGAAGAGUGAAACAAUUAUUAUGGCUCGAGAUAGGGAAAGUAGAGAACUAGAUUUAGAACUUACAGACCAGGAUACAUUAUCUGCAGAAGAUGCCGUGCUAAAUUUAUCAAAGACAGACCAGCUUGGUUUAAAGUGGGAAACCACUCAGACAGGGGAAGACAUUACACAGAUGGCAAAAGCCAUGAACCAGACGGGCAGGACAUUAGCAGAGAUGGAAGAGCCAGGGUUAGCAAUACAUCAAGACGUGAUAGAACUAAGUUUUGUUCUAGAGGGAAAGAAUGGCCCAAAUUCAGAUAUGCUGCAGUUAGAACAAGCACAGGCUAAAGAAAAUGUUGGCCAGACAGAAGGAAAUGCAGUGCAGAUCCAACAAGAGAUAAAUGCAUCACUAAGACAGCAGGGUGCUAAGAAGACAGCCCUGGCCAUGGACCAAGGCUCGGAACAGUUUACCCUGUUUGUGGUUGACAAGCUGUUCCUGGAUACCCCAAAUAUGACAGGACUUGGGAAUCUAGAUCGUGCGCUUAGUGACCAAGAGAUGUUGGAGCUGGACAGUUAUGGUGACAAAGCACAGCAGGAGGAUCCUGCUGCACUAGAACCAGAUGCCUCUGAUGACAUGGGGUUCACAAUCAAGAUCCAAGCCCCUGGCAUUGAGCCCACUGAUUUCCAAGUGUCACCUUUAGCAAUGGUACAGGAAAUCAAGCAGGUGUUGAUGGACCACGAGGAGACGUGCCACCGUACCUGCUUCUCCCUGCAGUUAGAGGGGAACACACUGGAUAACUUCAGCUACCUGAAGGCUAUCACCAGCCUACAAGAGGGUUCACUGCUUAAGAUAGUGGAAGAGCCAUAUACAGUUCGAGAGCUUCGUAUACAUUUGCGCCACAUCAGAGAUCUGCUGAAGAGCAUGGACCCCACAGAUGCUUAUAAUGGUAUGGAGGGUAGCUCAUUGACGUUCCUCAGGUUCUUCAGUGAAGAACACAUAGAAGAGAGCAGCAGGGUCAGUAAGAGGGGUGAUGAGCUUAAACUAUUCAACUGCAGCCCCCCGGAGUAUAUUCUCCCAGGAGCUAAAGAAUGCUUACUUAGACCUCUGCAGCCUCAAACCAAGAACUUAAAGCCCACUGAAUGCCUGAAGGUCCUGACGACCAGUAACUGGAACCCUCCUCCAGGAAACAGAAAGAUGCAUGGCGAUCUCAUGUAUCUUAACAUUGUUACCAUGGAAGACAGACACUUCAGCAUUACAGCAUCUACUCGGGGCUUUUACCUCAAUCAAUCCACCACUUACAGAUUCAACCCAAAGCCAGCAAAUCCCAGUCUGCUUAGUCAUUCUUUGAUGGAGCUCCUGAGUCAGAUCAGUCCAAUUUUUAAGAAGAACCUCAGUGCUUUACUGAAGAAGAGAACAUCUACGCAUCCCUUUGAAAGGAUAGCCACACCAUUCCAGGUGUUCAGCUGGACUGCCCCAGCACUUGACCAUGCCAUGGACUGUGUUCGGGCUGAGGAUGCCAGCCCCUCCUGUUUGGCCUAUGAAGAACAUGUGCCUGGACAGAUUCGUGACUGGAAUGAAGAGCUUCAAAGCACCAGAGAACUAUCACGCAAGAGCCUGAAAGAUCGUCUGUUGAGGGAUAGGGCCAUCUUUAAGGCUAACAGUGACUUUGUGAGCAUUGCCACAAAAGGUGCCAUGGCGGUGGUCGAUGGCGACGUGAUGCCUAUCAACCCUGGCGAAGAGCCGUGCAAUCAGAUGUACAUUUGGAACAGCAUCUUGUUCAGCUUGGGCUUUGACACACGUGAACACUAUCAGGCAUUGGGUGGUGAGGCCGCUGCCCAUGCCGCCUCAGCCGUCGAUCUAUGUGGCGUUAGGGCAUACAGCACAGUCGAUGCAGAUGGACUAUAUGUGCUUGGCACUGUGGUGGUGGACUACCGAGGUUACCGUGUCACCGCUCAGUCCAUCGUUCCAGGCAUUCUAGAGUGUGGCCAGGAGCAAGCUAUGACCUAUGGCUCCACUGACUUUGGAAAGACUGUCAUCUCUGAUGAAACGUACCUGAAGUUGUUGGAGAAACCCAGCAAACACCUGAGAGUGCAACGACACCAUGUGCUUAAUGAAGACAACAUGGCUGUAGAGUUAUGCUCCUCAGUGCAAUGCAAGGGCAUUGUGGGUAACGAUGGCCGGCACUACAUUCUGGACCUGCUGUUCACAUUCCCGCCAGACCUCAACUUCUUGCCAGUGGAAGGGGAGGAGCUAAACCCUGAGUGCCAGCUGCUAGGUUUCCCACAGCAACACCCACAUCGCUUAGCCUAUCUGAGGCAAGAGAUGACUGAGGCAUUUGUGAAGCACAGAAACGCUGACAUUUUCUUCAACCCUAACAUUUUCUCACCAGGUGUACGUUUUCCAGUGGAAAGCUCUAAGGACAUCCAGGAACAGAAACAGCUUUUAAAGGAUGCUGCAGCCUUUCUGAUUUCCAACCAAAUCCCUGCCUUAAUUCAGAGUUGUCUUGAUCACACUUCAAUGCCCAUGGAUGGUGGCACACUGACCGAGGCUCUGCACCAACAUGGCAUUAAUGUCCGAUACCUGGGCACUGUGCUGGAGUAUAUUGAGAAGUCUCCCCAGAAACUCAGACUGGAUCACAUUUAUAGAACUGCACUGUGUGAACUGAUCACCCGAUGCACAAAACAUCUGUUCAGGACAUACUUACUAGCGGUGGAGCCAUCUGCCCUCUCUGCUUCAGUCAGCCAUUUCCUCAACUGCUUCCUCAGCUCUUCACCUGAUGGGCUGGGUCCCCAGCAGGUCGAUGGACUAGCAGCCAAGCGCAGGAGCCGGAGGAGAAGGAGUCGCGGCUCCGUGGGGGGAGCCAUGACCACAUGGGCUGUCAUGACCUCCAGUGACCUCUGGAGAACCAUCCAGGCUGAGACUAUGGAAUACUAUCAUUACUGCCUGCCGUGCGGCAAUGUAGAGCAGGCAGUGGGCAGGUGCGGUCUACAGAGAUUAACCCUGCUCAGAGAGCAUUCCAUCAAAACUGGCAUACAGAUGCUUAUCAGAGAAUACCACUUUGAUGCUAAGCACAAACCAGUGUUCACUGAGGAAGACAUCCUCAACAUUUUUCCUGUAUUGAAGCACAUCAGCCCAAAGGCCAGUGAUGGCCUCUGUCUCCUGCACUGUGGUCAGGCAAAGGUCCAGCAAGGUAGCUUGAAAGAGGGUUGUGAGCUGAUCAGUCAGGCCCUGGGCCUGUUCACUAACGUGUACGGCGCUCUGCACCACGAUGUCUGCACCUGUCUGCGCCUCCUGGGCCGCAUUCACUACAUCCUGGGCGAAUAUGCUGAGGCACUAAGUCACCAGCAGAGGGCUGUACUGAUCAGUGAGAGAGUGUUGGGAAUAGAGCAUCCUAACACCAUAAGGGAGUAUAAGCACCUGGGCCUCUACUGUUUUGCGGGUGGCCGAGCGGCUACUGCUGUGAGGCUGCUGUACCGGGCCCGCUAUCUCAUACUGCUGGUGUGUGGAGAGGAUCACCCAGAAAUGGCCCUACUGGAUAGUCCUCUCUCACCUGUUCAGAGUAAGAUUGGCCUCAUGCUGUACAGCAUGUUGGAGUGUGACCUCGCCCUGAGCUUUCUGGGGAAUGCCCUGGCCAUGACUUCCAAAUACCAUGGGCCUACUUCCCUUAAACUGGCCCACAGUCAUCACUUAAUGGCAAAGGUGUUUGAGAGCAAAGGAGAGUUCCGUUCAGCUCUCAGGCAUGAGAAGGAACGCUAUAUGAUCUACAGGAACCAGGUUGGAGAGUCACAUGAGAAGACAUGUGAGAGCUCAGAGUACUUGAAACACCUCACAAAUCAGGCUGUGAUUCUGCAGAGGACCAUGAACAUGAUCUGCAAAAACAAUUCGGAGGCCAGUAUUGCUUCUCUCAAACUGAUUGCCCCAAGACGCCUCUGGAUUAUGGAGCAGCUAAAUCUUGUAACUGGCAUAGUCCUGAUCCCCCUCAGUAACAAGGACCUUGAAAUUCUCAGAGCUGAGUCCCAUUAAACAGAUGCCUAAAUAUGAAGAGACUUUUUAUUUGUCAGUCACCAAUUACAGGAGCACAAUUAUCUUCUUAUAUAAUGUUGGAAAACCAAUAUUCAAUGUUGUACAUUAAAUGCAGUGCAUUAGUGAAGAGCACUCAAGAUCAUAAUGAUGUCAAGAAGGAAAAGGAUCUGAUCUGAUUUAUGAAUGAAAUAAAUGAGGGGAGAAAUGAUCUUGGAUUACAUUUCUUGAACAACUGCACAUGUCCAUGUUUGUAAAAGUCUAAAAUGCAGUGGUUUUCAUUUUCCCUUGUACAAAUCUUAAAACAGCAAGUAAGGAAAUUAUUAGAAAGUUUCAAAGUUUGAAAAAAAUGAAUAAUAUUCUAAAAUAAUUAAUAAUGGAUGCAUAACUUUUAGCUAUUGUCAAAAAUAUUGUCAAGAAAUUUUUUGUGAACUAUGUUUUUGGAGUAUGCAAUACUCGUUUGGAUAAAUGUGCAUGUAGUGAGAGUUGUUUGCCUAUUACAGGACAAAGACUUGAACAUGCUAUUGUGAAAAAUGUUUUGUGAAAAUUACUAAUAUAAAUAAAG